Striga asiatica is the source of this 753-nucleotide messenger RNA. The record is from the annotation of a GenBank genome assembly. Lineage: Eukaryota; Viridiplantae; Streptophyta; Magnoliopsida; Lamiales; Orobanchaceae.
CACACACACACACACAUAUAUAACUUCAAUAAUCUCGGAGUCCAUAGCCAUAUCCUUGCAAAAGCUCAAAUCUUUAUCCUAAUCUUUCAAUGGCUAAAAUACACCCGAAAAGCCCGAUAUUCAUCGAUAGCCCUUGUCAAUACUCAUCGUCCGAAAGAGAAAUAUUUACCGUUUGGAUGAAAUCCCUAGUGAUCAACGGCAAUGGAUGCACGGUUUUCGGCUCGGAAGGUGAAAUUGUCUUUCGGGUCGACAAUUACCAAACGAGGCGCAGUCGAGAGGUAUUUCUAAUGAGCUCUGAUGGCGAAGUCCUCUUCUCCGUAAAAAGAAAGAAUUUGCAAGUUUUUAGGAGUUGGGGAGGCCAUAAGUUCCUCAAUUCAAAGCUUCAUAAGGAGGGAGAAUGGUUCAAAGUGAAAAGAAAGUGCAACAUUUUUAGGAGAGGUCUAAUUGAAUGCGACGUCAUACUUGGAUGUAACAAGGUGACAUUAAGUUGCUACAAGAUUGUAGGGUUAAAAGGGAAAUCAACUCUCAAGAUAAUGGAUUGCGAGAGCCGAGUUAUAGUCCAGGCGACUCCAAAACAGUCAUUUGGUGGAGUUUCUUUGGGAGAUGAUGUGCUAACCCUGAUGGUGGAGCCCAAAAUAGAUCAAUCCUUUAUUAUGGCUCUAGUGAUAGUUUAUGCUAUGAUCAACAAUAAACUAUAGUUUUUGGGAGCUUCAUGUAAAUUACACACAUUUUUCUCUCACAUCUCUCUCUCUC